Molecule: messenger RNA, 1286 nt
Organism: Paralichthys olivaceus (Japanese flounder)
Lineage: Eukaryota; Metazoa; Chordata; Actinopteri; Pleuronectiformes; Paralichthyidae
Molecular function (GO): peroxiredoxin activity
Source: RefSeq, a predicted model, not a curated record
UUCUGCUUCACGGUGUUGAGGAGGUUCGGACCAAAGUACCUCGGGUGGAGCAAGAUUUCAUGCUCCAACGAAAUCUGUGAGCACAAAAAAAAGCAAACAUUCUCGCUGAGAUCUGACUCUUCCGGGACUCCGUACCUGUGCAAGUUCCAGGCUGUGACAUGGCGAGUAACCUCAUCUCCAAGUUGUUCCGUCCCCCUGUGUUCACGCAGCUUGCGGCGCUCCGGUCCCGGGGGAAGGUGGCUGCAGCUGCGGGAACCAGACUUCUGUCCGGUGACCCCCCUCCGGAGAAAAUCAGCCGCUAUCCAGUCCCCAACAAGAAAGACUUGCCUUAUGAUGUAGUGGAGCUCAUGGAGGAGGUUGAGUCUAAGGGAGGCUUUUUGCCAAAUGUCUUCAAAGUGCUCUCUCACAGGCCUGCAGAGUUCAGAGCUUUCUUUUCUUACUACAACGAACUAAUGAACAAGGAGACAGGCAGUUUAACCAAGGCAGAUCGUGAGCUGAUCGUAGUCGCAACCAGCAUUCACAACAAGUGUCUUUACUGUGUGGUAUCCCACAGUGCACUGCACCGCAUCUACUCCAAGAAGCCCACUCUGUCUGAUCAGGUUAUUACUAACUAUGAGAACGCAGAGCUGGGACCUAGGGAGCGCGCCAUGCUGGACUUUGCAAUGGCCGUGUGCCGCAGCGACACCAUUACGGAGAAGCACUUCCAGUCUUUAGAGGAAGUGGGCUUUGACCGUGAGGAUGCCUGGGACAUCGCUGCCAUCUCUGCGUUCUUUGCCAUGUCCAACCGGCUCGCCCACCUCACCGACAUGCGGCCGAACCCAGAGUUUUACAAUAUGGGCCGUAUUCCCAGGGACAAGAGCAAGGAGAAGGCAGGCGGGGACGGCAAGUGAAGAGUGACACAAACAACAGCCCUGUUCAAUGCUUGUGUUUGUUUUUGAAGGAGAGACAUAGAUGGGCCUGUUUAUAACUACUCCAGGACUGUGUAACAUGUGGAUUACUCCAGUCUAUAAAAAUGUUACUGGGUCUAUUGAUUACGUGAGGGUGACAGUGUGAGUUUGUGUAUUUUCUAUGACAUUUUAAAUUUGGGGUAUAAAUGGUUUAUUAUACACUUGCCAUGUUGGUGGUGGUUGGGGAGUAUAAAAUAUUUUUGCAGUUGUUUUUUAAUCUCUGAUAACCCAUGAUACAAUUCACAUAAAUAUCAAUUGUCUUUCAACUCUAUUAAAUACGGUCUGUUCAUACAUAUUACAUUUUUUAAUAUACAAAGAAACUUUAUGUUAACACUUCAA